AUGAAGGCAUGGUCCGGUUACCUGCUGGGAUGGAUGGCCUUCCUGCUGUAUCCCGCUGAGAGCAGUGGGAGUAAGAAAGACUCCUGCGUCUUUCCCUUCAUCUACAAAGGGUCCACUUAUUUCUCCUGCACCAGAGUCAAUAGCUUCUUUCCUUGGUGUGCAACCAGAGCCGUUUAUGAUGGAAACUGGAGGCACUGUGAAAAGGAAGAUUACCCGCGAUGUAUCUUCCCUUUCACCUAUCGUGGAAAGCCCAGCAACACCUGCAUAACAGAAGGCAGCUGGAUGGGAAGGCUGUGGUGCUCAGUGACGUCCAGUUUUGAUGAAAAGCAGCAGUGGAAAUACUGUGAAGAAAAUGAAUACGGGGGAAAUUCCUUCAGCAAGCCCUGCAUCUUCCCCUCCAUCUACAGAAACGACAUGGUCACUGAGUGUAUUGAUGACGGAAGCCACCUCUGGUGCCCAACCACCGAGAACAUGGACAAGGACGGGCAAUGGAGCAUCUGUGCCGAUACCAGAAUUUCAUCAAUGGUUUUUGGCCCUCCUUGUCACUUCCCGUUCAGCUAUAAAAACAAGAAUUAUUUCAACUGCACUACCAAAGGCUCAAAGGAUAACCUUCUAUGGUGUGCAACCUCUUACAACUAUGACCGGGACCGCACCUGGGUGCAGUGCUGA
This is a messenger RNA of Orycteropus afer afer, 669 nucleotides long. Its product is annotated as epididymal sperm-binding protein 1. Gene Ontology annotation, cellular component: cell surface. Bases 1 to 669 code for a protein of 222 amino acids. Gene Ontology annotation, molecular function: heparin binding. The record is from RefSeq and is a predicted model, not a curated record. NCBI's taxonomy places the organism in Eukaryota, Metazoa, Chordata, Mammalia, Tubulidentata, Orycteropodidae. The transcript is spliced from 5 exons.